AUGAUAUUGUCACAUGAAGCAUUAAAUCGUGAACGUGAUUGGUUUGAAUCAUCUCAAUCAUUAUUAUAUAGUGGUGUGAGUGAUUAUGAAAAUACAGAAAAAGCAGUACGUGAAUCUCUUUUCACAUUAAUUCGUGAAACAUUUUUAAUUGGAAUUUGUUGGUUAACACAAAUGUAUACAUUUCUUAGUGAUCAUUUUGCCAAUCAUGUUAAAUCGGCUUUACUCAAUACGAAAUUUUCUCAUUUGGAAGAACAUAUCAAAUUUUUAAGUUUAGUCGACCUUGAAUAUCAUACAGUUACACGUAAAUUCAUUCGUAAUGCUGUCACAGCUAUUAAACACGCACGAUAUGGUAAAAUGGCUUAUGCUGUUCAUAAUAUAUGUGGUACUUUGAAAAAUCUUGUCAGUUCAUUUUCACAUAUGGAUAUGAUUAUUCAAAAUAACAAUGAAAAUGAAAAUAACGAUAGUGAUGGGUUCGGAAACACAAUGAUUAAAGUUGCUCAAGAUGUUAUACCAAAAAUAGCAAGUGGUGUCAAUCCUGUUACAGCUAUUGCAGCUUCAGCUAUUACUGCUGCUACAGGUCAUAAAAAUCCACUUAAUUUAAUUUAUGCAACAGGAAAAUUUCUUACAAAUGAUCGAAAUCCACAAACAGUUAACUAUUUACCACAAACACGUGACACAGUUAGUGAAUUAUAUACGGCUGUACGUGGUCAACUUCUUCAUGAUAUUACGACAAAUUUUUUUGCUAAUCUUGUUCUUGAAAUUCAACAAUAUAAAUCGAUAUCAAUUGAAAAUUCUCUACAAAAUCGUCUAAAUCGUAUGUCAGAUAAAGAUAUUGCUCAUAUGGCUAAUAUUGAAAUUGAAAGUAGUCGUCAAAAAGUUAUUAAUAAUCAUGAAAAUAUCAUACGACUUGAACAAGCACGUGAUGCUAUUGAAGAUGCUAUUGUACUUAUUAACAAUAAAAAUAUAGAUAGCAAUACAUUUGAAAUGAAUGAUGACAGUGAUAAUGUUAAAAAACGAAUUCGUGCAACACAUGAACAUACACGUAGUAAACGCUUACGUGAUAUUGAGAAAAAAUUAAAAACACGUCAACGUUAUAAGAAAAACCGAAAACAAACAAAUACAAAUCGAUCUGUUAAUCAACAUUCAUCACUUAAUGUUAUUGAUGAUGAUAAAGAUAUUUCGAUUAAUUUAAAUUCAGAUGAAGAUAAUAAUGAUGAUGAAACGAGUGAAAAUGAAGAUGAACAUGAACUUAUGAGAUAUGAUGAUAAAACAUCAAGUGAAACAUAUCUACUUGGUAUAUUUCGAAAACAUGAUCAGGAAGACCUCGAACUCGGCUUUCUUACUGGUGAUUCACUCAAAGCUGAUGUCAAAUUUGUCGAACAACGACGAUCACAACAAGAACAACAACAACAACAACAGUCUACGUUAAUCACCACUAUAGCAUCAAAAGUACCGAUAAUUGAAAAUGUUUUGGAACAAAUAUCAUCCUUUCCUAUAAGUACGAAUACUAUAUUUUCACAACGUGAAGAUAGUUCGUCUAACAUCAUAUCCGACGAUGAAGAAGAUCGAAAUUCCGUGGUUGAAGUUCCUGUUAGUAAAAAAGGUUGGUUUCUUUUACUGAAAUUCUAG
This is a messenger RNA of Rotaria sp. Silwood2, 1629 nucleotides long. The record is from the annotation of a GenBank genome assembly. Lineage: Eukaryota; Metazoa; Rotifera; Eurotatoria; Philodinida; Philodinidae.